Molecule: messenger RNA, 3800 nt
Organism: Ctenopharyngodon idella (grass carp)
Lineage: Eukaryota; Metazoa; Chordata; Actinopteri; Cypriniformes; Xenocyprididae
Gene: laptm4b
Product: lysosomal protein transmembrane 4 beta
Exons: 8
Coding region: 148-825 (225 amino acids)
Cellular component (GO): lysosomal membrane
Source: RefSeq, a predicted model, not a curated record
CCAGCGGGGCCCCUGACGUCACACCAAAUCCCCCUCCAGUCACGUGGUGCGGAGAUGAGCUGGAUUAAUGCAGCGGUAGGGAACAAACGGGACGGUAACGGGAAACGGAAACAACUCAGGAUUUAACGGCGACCGAAUGCUGCGACGAUGAUUUCGCCGUGGGACAGAUGGUACACGACCAGCUGCUGCCUGUGUUGUCAUGUACGGACGGGCACCAUUAUCCUGGGCAUCUGGUAUAUGCUCAUCAAUGCAGUGGUUUUGUUAAUCCUGUUGUCGGCUCUCAAUGACCCAGUCCAGUACCACUACCACCUCACCAGCUCCGAACUCGGCACGGACUUGGACGUCAUGGACGAUGCAAACAUGUGUAUCGCUGCUGCAAUCUCAUUGCUGAUGAUUUUGAUUUGUGGAAUGGCAACCUAUGGUGCAUAUAAGCAACAUGCUGCAUGGAUCAUUCCUUUCUUCUGCUACCAGAUCUUUGACUUUGCUCUUAACACACUGGUAGCAAUAAGUGUUGUUGUUUACCCCAACACUAUACAGGACUAUCUUCAGCAGUUGCCUGGGACCUUUCCAUACAAAGAAGACUUGAUGUCCACGAACAACGUGUGCCUAGUAUUAGCAGUGCUUCUCUUUGUCGGAUGCAUCUUAGCCUUUAAGGCUUACCUUAUUGCCUGUGUCUGGAACUGCUACAGAUACGUCAGUGGAAGAAGCACUACAGAGGUUUUGGUUUAUGUCACCACAAAUGACACUACAGUACUACUUCCACCCUAUGAAGAGGCAAUUGGCAUUCCACCGAAGGAUCCCCCUCCCCAGUACGUUUCAGCUUGAGAAUCGCACCACUCUCUUACUACGCUGCUCCCAAACCUUCUCCAAAGAAACAAUCUUGUCACAAUAGCCCAUUCCGUUGCCCCGGUCUCCUGUUUGUCGCUGUGUGACGUAAGUCUCCUCUCUCCUCUCCUCUCUGGAGGCAGCAGUAUGACUUUGAGACGCCCUUCCCUCGAAAAGGCUGCCCAGCUGUCCUGGCAACCAGUGUGUCAGCUCCAAUCUGAUUUGCACUUUUGGCGAUUAUGUGUGGCACUGGCCUUUUUAAUACUGUGAACUACUCAGUAGUGUUGUCGUCUACUGAUAUACCUGAGAUUUGAAUGCAGCGUGCAUGAUAAACACGGGAGUUACGUAAGAGCACUUUUCAAAUGGGAAUUACCUAGAAAUAUACUGAAUGUAAGAAGCCGGCAUUUUCACUCUAAUUUCAUUGUACUGUACGAAAUGAAAGAAAUUUGAAUUCUGGUUCAGAAUAUUAACUAAAUUAGUUGUAAAAAAAAAAAAAAACAAACAAAAAAAACAAGCAAAGCUACAUAAUUUUAUCUAACAAAGUGAAAUCUUUCAAGUCUUCCUUUAUACACAAUGCAAUCAUUUGUUAAUAUUGUCUUUCAAUAAAUCUAUUGCUAAUCAUUACUUUGAUGUCACAAGGACGGUUGUUCCUGCUGCUUGUGCACAGUUUCAAAGUUGUAUACACUUAAUAUACGUGAUCACUCUGAUUUAGAUGAGAAGUCAAGAAGAUUUGAAACAUUUUAAAGAUUCUGUUGACUGGGUUUCAUGCGUCGUGGGGGAUCUGACUUUUACAAAGGGAUGUGGUGAUGGAAAAAAGUAUGAGAUGGCAGGAAAAAUUAUAUGCCAAUGCUGUUGCAUUCCCCAGAGAAACUUUGCGUUCGCUUGCAAAAUGUUUGCGAUCUUCUGAGAAACUUCAUGUUCGCUUGCAAAAUGUUUGCAAGCUCCAGAGAAACUUUGCGUUCACUUGCAAAAUGUUUGCAAGCUCCAGAAAAACUUUGCUUUAGCUUGCAAAAUGUUUGCGAUCUUCCGAGAAACUGCGUUCGCUUGCAAAAUGUUUGCGAUCUUCCAAGAAACUUUGUGUGCGCUUGCAAAAUGUUUGCGAUCUUCCGAGAAACUUUGUGUGCGCUUGCAAAAUGUUUGCGAUCUUCCGAGAAACUUUGUUCGCUUGCAAAAUGUUUGCGAUCUCCAGAGAAACUUUGCGUUUGCUUGCAAAAUGUAUGCGAUCUUCCGAGAAACUUUAUGUUUGCUUGCAAAAUGUUUGCAAUCUCCCAAGAAACUUUGCAAAAUGUUUGCAAGCAAACGUUUUGCAAGAUAAUGCAAAGGUUUGCGAACUAAUGCAGAGUUUCUCAGGGGAAUGCAAAACUUCUGCAAGAGAAUGCAAAAGCAUCGAAUUAUAUUUUUUCCAUCACCAUGUCCCUUUAGGGGCUCCGUACACUUCAGAUUAAAGGACUUGUCACUCGUUUUAUUAAAAAAAAAAAAGUAAAGAAAAAAAAAAUCUGGGUUAAGGUGUGGUCACAUUUACUUUUUCAGUAGGCUUCCACACAAUUGUGAUGGUAAAAGAUUUUCCUACACAGAUUUCGCAACAAGUUUAAAUGGGUAAUGCAAAUGUGCUGCAUUGAUGAACAGAAGGCUACUUGGUUUGAAAGUGAUUCUGUGUGAGUUGUUUUAUGCAUCGCUACACUAUUGACAAGAGAGAAUGGAACUUUUGCCUAUGAAAUUUUGCUGAAAUUUCAGUAAUGUGACCACAUCUUUACAGUGAGGCAUUUAGAAUAGAAGUGAAUUGGGCCAUCCGUAAACGUUAAAAUACUGUUUUAAUUGUACACAGAAACAGUGUGUGUUAAUGAUUUUAGUGUGAAAAUCACUUAACCUUUCUAUGUGAAGUUAUAUCUAAUUUUACAACUUCAUCUCCAUGACAUGUAUUGUCUAAAAUGCUAAAUUGAACGAUUUAAACAUUUUUACCACUCAAUAUACAAGUUUUAACAGAAUUCAUGUAAGUCCUUUCAUAAAAUUAGAAGCUUCACAUUUCUACUUUUAAAUCCUACAAAAAUUGGCCCCAUUCACUUCUAUUGUAAGUACCUUGAUUUUUGCUUUUCAACAAGGGACAUUUUGUGGUAAUCAACUAUGUGCAACAAAUGCUGUCGAUUGAUCUAAACGUUCAUUGAACCAGGACAGUGCUCAAAUGAAUAAAUGAGAAUUAUGUGUAAGGAGAUAAUUUUUGUAGUUUGUUGAAGUUACAUGCUCCUGUUCAGCAGUAGUAUAACUUUUCUGUCAUUAUCACUAGGUUACAAUCUGUGGCUGCAGACUGCAAUGUUUUUGCACAUAUGAAUAUUAUUCAUUCAUGUUAUUGUCUGUGAUGAACGGUGUGUUAAUCAGUAAUUUGUGACAAAUGAAAAGUAAAGGACAUGACUGCCGACAAUAGCAUCUAGCUCAGUUCAAAUGACAUGGCAUCUCCCCCAGUCAUCUAGCUUAAAGUAGCUUCUGUUAUUGGGAACAUUUUUAUAUACAGUGGCUAUGCAAGGGUAUUUUGUAAUAUGUAUCCAUAGCUGACAAUGUCUAUGUACUUAAAUUUAUUCAUCAUGGUAACAUUAGGUAUAGAAGCAUUAAUGAACAUAUUAGAGAUUGAUAGAUGUAGACAUUUCCUUUCAUUGUUCUGAGCGUAGACUUUCAUCUUCAAUUCAGCUUCAAAUAAGCAAUGUUUUUCGUGAAACACAACUUUCAGAAUAUUCUGUGUAUUUGGAAUAUUGCUUUUGGUAUCAAAUGUGACCUGUAAAUUUUAUUAUUCUCACAAUAUUUCUCAUGAAAAUGAAAUGAUUAUUAAUGGAUAUCACAGAAAUGAACUCUCAGAAACCCAGAACAAUGUUUGUCAGUAGGUAGAAUGACUGUGAGUGUUUGUCUUUCUUGUUACACAUCAUGUAUUGGGUUGAUACUUGCUUAUGUCUUAUUUCUAAACAAUAAAAUAUUACAGUAAUGCUUCA